Messenger RNA from Anopheles funestus (African malaria mosquito), 870 nucleotides. RefSeq lists its product as uncharacterized. The coding region runs from base 115 to 831 and encodes 238 amino acids. NCBI's taxonomy places the organism in Eukaryota, Metazoa, Arthropoda, Insecta, Diptera, Culicidae. Gene Ontology annotation, molecular function: N-acetyltransferase activity. The record is from RefSeq and is a predicted model, not a curated record. The transcript has 3 exons.
UUUCCCAUAGUCAAACAAUCAAGCGGUUCCCCAGUGUAAUCCGUUCGCACAAGACAACAGUCGCAAUUUUGCAACGAGCGCGUAAAAAUCUUCAUAAAACUUGCCACUUACAUUAUGACUUGGAAACGACCAGAAAACGUACCGUACCCAUCCGUUUGGCACACAUUUCAAGCCAAGGAUACGGAAAGCGAUCAACUGGUUACAUAUCGCGUGCAGGAUCUUCCGGAAGAACGUUUCGACGAGGCGAUCACGCACAUGAUAGAACAUUUUGUCUAUGACGAACCAACGUGCCGUGCAAAAAAUAUCGUAAGUGAGCAGCAGAGCGUAGAUGAGAUGGCCGAUCUGUGGCGCGAAUUCGUUAAACUUCGACUGGUGAUCGUGUGCUUUAAGGAAGGUAGCGACGAAAUUGCGGGCCUGAACAUGCUGUACGUUUCACAGCAAAGUGAUAAGGCAGAGUAUCAGUGCAAAGGAAAAAUAUGGAGAUCCAUUUAUGAUUUAGUCGAUUACGCGAUUAAAAAAUCAAACGUGUACGAGCGGUACGGUGUUGAUAAAUAUCUGGGCGCAAUGGGACUGUCGGUAGCUCCGAAGUACCGUGGACGAGGCAUUGCUACCGAAAUUCUGCGUGCACGAAUUCCCCUUUGCAAGGCCAUUGGCUUGCCAUUAACAUCCACCUGCUUUACAGCGAUCGGAUCGCAAGCCGCUGCAGCCAAGGCAGGUUACGAGGAAACUUACGUGGUAUCGUAUGAUGAUAUGACUAAGAUCGACGAUCGAUUCGUGUUUCCGAAUAUUACUACGAAGUAUGUUAAAUGUAUGUCCAAACGUGUAGAAUAAAAUCUAGGAGUAUGAAUCCUUAUCGACCAACAGGAACAA